Dermacentor andersoni is the source of this 434-nucleotide messenger RNA. It is a transcript of the gene ND-MLRQ, whose product is annotated as NADH dehydrogenase (ubiquinone) MLRQ subunit. Lineage: Eukaryota; Metazoa; Arthropoda; Arachnida; Ixodida; Ixodidae. Gene Ontology annotation, cellular component: respiratory chain complex IV. The record is from RefSeq and is a predicted model, not a curated record.
CACCGCGGUAGUAGUAGCAAAGCGCCUUGGGUUUCGCUCUUUCGCGUUCGCCGACUUACUUUAGAGGGCAAAAAGGUCUUUGUUGCUUAUCGUUAACCAUGAAGAGUUUUUCAGUUCAAGGAAUGAAGAGGCACCCGUCCCUCAUUCCACUGGUCGUAAUCGUUGGCGUCGGGAUGGCGGGAGCAGUUUUCUACACAGCCCGCCUCGCCCUGAGGAACCCGGACGUCAGCUGGAACAAGAAGAGCAAUGCUGAACCGUGGCAGGAGUUCAAGGACAAACAGUACAAGUUCUGGACCUCUCAAGACUACAGCACCUUGCCAAAGAGCGAGCGGCCCGAGUUCUAAGCUGAUCCCUUCCAUAUUCACCCAUGUAUAGGUUGGUUUUGCAAUAGGCUGACAUAAGGCACGAAUAAAGAGUGCUUUCGUGGCAAACCA